Messenger RNA from Calypte anna (Anna's hummingbird), 1026 nucleotides. RefSeq names its product translation initiation factor IF-2-like. The record is from RefSeq and is a predicted model, not a curated record. The transcript has 4 exons. Bases 1 to 1026 code for a protein of 341 amino acids. NCBI's taxonomy places the organism in Eukaryota, Metazoa, Chordata, Aves, Apodiformes, Trochilidae.
AUGGCGGACUGCGAACGCCCGGGCAGAGUGGUGCUGCUGGAAGGUGCAUGGAUGGCCUCCCACCCCCGGCCCCCCGAGAGGAGCAGCAAGCCCAGUGGUCUGGAGCAUGGAGAGACAGGCACAGGACAGGGGCAGACCCAAAAGGGGCCCUGCCAGCGGCAGCCAAAGGUUGAACAGCACCAUCUAGUGCGCUUCCAGCCCAAAGGCUCCGUGCCGGGGGACCGUGCACAUCGCUGCCUUGGAGGGUCCACUGGGUGCCACCAGCUGUCAUUCAUGGGUGUCAGGUCAAGCCCGCCUCGCCCCUCUAAACCGGUGCCCGCGGAGGCCGGAGCCGCCGGUGGGGCAGCUGCUCCGGCGGGAGGGCAGAUCCCGGACACAGACGUUGCCCUUCGAUCCCGGACGGAGCGAGCGGUGGCUCCGAGGGUGUCUGUCUGGGACCUGCCGAACCGAGCCAGGCCUCGGAGGUCUCCAAAACGUGACCCACUCUCGGGUCGUCCCCCAUCCGGGCUGCUCGGAGGAGCUCGGUUGGGUUCCGCUUGGCCAGAGCGAGCCGGAACCCCGGAGCUGCCCGGCCCGGAGGCGGCUCCAGCCCAGCUGGGCCCCUCUCGGCCCUUUCCCCGGAGCUCCCCGGGGCCCCCUCAGCCGGGAGCCACCGUGUGCCUCCUCCAACCCCCCCACCCCCGACCCCGCAGCGAUCGUGGCUCUGCCAGUCCCGCCCGGCCGCCCUCGGGCCCCGAGUGCCCCCGCACCGCCUCUCGCGGGCCGGGCCGGGCCCGCUCCGCCCCCGCGGACCGUCUGCCGGGCCCGCAGUACCGGCCGGGGGCGCGGGGGGCGCGGCUGAGCCGCUGUGCCCGGCGCUGCGAGGCAGCGGCGCAGGCGGAGCGGAGCAGAGCGGUGCGGGGCUCGCUGCUGCUCUCUCCCUGUCGCCGCCACAAGCCCGCGGCCGCGGCCAUGGGCGUCCCGGGCCGCCCGCUUUGUGCCGCCGCCUCCCCGCUGCCGCCCGCCGCCCCGGGCCGCCGCUGCUGA